AUGAAAAACAGGAAUUUUUUACUAUAUAUAAUUUUUUUUAUUUUUUUUUUAAUUCAAACUUUAAAUUCACAACAAAUAUACUCGAUAGAUAAAACUGCAAAAUGCGAACCUUAUAUAGGCGAAACCCCAUGCGAUGAAUUUUUAGAUUAUGAUUCAAUUUAUACAACAGCUACUCAAACCCAAGCAGGUUCAAAAUCAUUAUCAAGCAAUGUUGAUUUAUUAAAAGUUCUGGGUGAAGGAUGUAACUCGAUUAAUACAUUCAGAACAGCUUGCUCAUUCCUCUUUCCAAAAUGUGUAGAAUAUAAAAAUAACAAUACAAAUGAGGUCGCUGCCUUCCCAGUAUUAACGUGUAAUGCCCAAUGUGUCAAUACUACAAAUAAAUCAUGUAAAGAAACCGGUUUUAUCAUUAAUUGUGACAAAAAUGUAACAAAUACCACAGACCCACUAUUUCCAAUAAAAAAUCAAAUUUAUAACCUUACCUCAAUUGGUGGAUCUGACAACUAUACAAUAGAGUGCAACAACCCAUAUUUAGAAAAUGGUUGGGGUGGUGUCGAAGAAGAUUGUUUUAUUUUAAAGAGACAUCCAUCUACAGAUCAUGCAGCAGACGAAAAAAAAGGUUACCUCUUUGUUAAUGAGAAAAGUAAUUGUGUUAUUCCAAACCCUGUUCCAUUAUUUACAGACAAACAGUGGACCCAGCUCUACAAUCUUUCAAACGUAUUAUCAGUACUUUCAUGCUUAGGAGCUUUGUAUUUAUUUAUUACCUAUAAUGUAGUUAAUCCAAAAAUAUCUCAAUACGAUAAAAUGCAUGGUUUUUUCAAUUUUUCAAUAUUUUUGCAAAGUUUAAGUGGGGUUAUCAUUUUAUUUGCUGGUGGCCCAAGAUCUUUAAUUCAUGAUGAUGGUGCUAGAAUUUCUGUAUGGGAGGAUCCAUUGUGCUCAUCAACAGGCUUUAUAUUUCAACUUUCCUCUAUUAUGGCUAUCGAAUGGUGGGUUUUAAUGGCAUUUGACUUGUGGUAUAGAUUACACUUUACAAACAAACGUUUAAAUUUAAUGAAAUUUUAUGUACCAUUUACAAUUACUCUUGCAUUAGUUUUCAGUAUUGUUCCACUGGCAACCAAAAACUACAGAAUGAUCAGAGGUAAUAUGCAUUGUUGGGUGAAUACAACAAAGUUACAAAAUGGACUAUUUUGGAUCCCACUUGGUAUCGCACUUUUUAUUGGAACAUGCUUUUUAGUUGGUGUAAUUAUCGAAAUUUAUAAAGUUGUUCGUGCAAGUAAAAGAGGGGGUGUAUUUUUAUUGGAAGUUAAACCAAUUCUAAACAUUGUUUUAAUUUUCUUUACCUUUUUAUAUUUAUUUGCUUUUAAUUUUUAUAUGAACGAUCAAGGUGAUAUUGUAUAUGGCCAAAUCCCCGAUUAUUUUAAAUGUGUUUCCACCUCUGACAAACCCCAAGAUUGUGUAAUUAAAGGCCCAUCCAUAGGCUCUUUAGGUUUCUUUAUUUUCUGUAUUAGAAUUUAUGGAGUUUAUUGUUUCUUUUUACAAGGUCUUACACCAAGAGCAAAGAAAAUUUGGAAAAAAUCAUGGUUAUUAAAUAAUAAAUUAGCAAAAUAUGUUAAAAAAUCGCUCGACUCUUCAUCAACAAGCUCAACAAAUGCCAACACUUCAUCAACAAAAGAUACAUCAAAAAUGGGUAUGACUACAAUGGACUCAUCUCUUUCAGCUAAUAACCCCUCAGAUGACGAAGAGGAUUAUGAUCCAUAUCAUGUCAAAGUUUCAACAAAAAACAGAUUAAGCACAAGUCUUAAAGAUAUAAAGAUUGCAUCCACCCCAAACGAAGGUAAUGAAAUAUCAGAUAACACUACCCCUGGAAAUAAUUAA
Messenger RNA from Dictyostelium purpureum, 1872 nucleotides. RefSeq lists its product as uncharacterized. The transcript has 3 exons. The coding region runs from base 1 to 1872 and encodes 623 amino acids. The record is from RefSeq and is a predicted model, not a curated record. Gene Ontology annotation, biological process: cell surface receptor signaling pathway. NCBI's taxonomy places the organism in Eukaryota, Evosea, Eumycetozoa, Dictyosteliales, Dictyosteliaceae. Gene Ontology annotation, molecular function: transmembrane signaling receptor activity. Gene Ontology annotation, cellular component: membrane.